CCUCUUCUCUCUUGGACACACACGUUCCACCUCAGCUCACAGAGUUCCACAGUGGCCUUGGCCAUCUGCGUGAACUUGCACCCAUGAUCCUGCCAGUCUGUGAUUCUGGGCUAGUUUUCCUAAUGAGGGCAUGAUUUGCUUUUUAGCCUGCCCCCUUGUUUAUAAAAUAUGCCAAGAGAACUAAACAACCCGCUGUUCCCAGUACUUAUUUACUUGCUCAAACCAAAUGUUUAUGUCCUUGAAUACUAAACUUGAAGAAAAAGGCUUUCUCCUCGUGGGAAAGCUAAGAUGAUCACUGAGGGUUCUUUCUGGAAGAUAGCUGAAGGCCUGCUUUUCAGUAAACAUUCAACUUACGGUGCCUUAGGAACUGGCGCGUGUGUGUGUGUGUGUAGAGGGGGGUGGUGAGGGGCGGUUGUGAGGGUGCUCGAGGAGCCUCUGUUUGCUGCCCCUCCAGACCUUCCCUCGAAGCCCUUCCCCUUCCCCGUGUUGGAUCAGAGCCCCCUCUCCAGGGCCUCGUGCCACAGUCCGCAUCCGCACACUGGCCCCCUGAGAAGUGAAGCUCAUCCCGCCCUGCCUCCCAGCCAGGCGCAGCACCCUGUGCUUGGCGUGUUCUAAAACCCUCACUGAGAUGCAACCGAGGAAGAAGACAGAAAGGCAGUGUUUACUAACUCCUUCUCUUGUGCCUCGCUGUGCCGGCUUCCAGCUCGCCUGCUGGAGCAGCUGGGGCGGGGGUUCACGGUCAACCCCGGGAGCUUCCAGGCAGCCGCCCCCAGGCGACUCAGAACCUGGCACCUGUGUUUCCUGGAUGCUGCCCAGGUGAGCCUGAGAGAGCCGGGUCCCAGGGCCUGCCCAGGACGGCUCCGGCUGCUGAGUUCCUUCCUUUCAAGUGGGCUUUCCCGGUGCACAUCUGACACGAAUCACAUUAUCUGUCUUCUCCUGGCAGGUUUUGUGCUAAAUACACAUUUGCCACCUUUCCUUGUUUCUUUUUCCAACAAGGAGAAACAUUUCCUUGUUACCUUAGCCAGAUUAUUUAGGAGAGGAGUGUAAAUUGAAGCCAUUUAUCUUGAAAUGUGCUGCAGGGGCACAUUGUUUAUACAAGUGAAAGAAAUUGUAGCAGCGCGGGGUAUUUGGUCUGGUCUGCAAGGAAAAGGUGUCUCAAGUUUUCCUUCCCCCUCCCCCUUUGUACACAUGGUGUGUUAGUUAGAAGGUGCACGAAGCACGUAUGCAUUAGGUUUGCGUGUGUGACAGGCAAGACCAUUGUUAAUGGGUUUAGUGAGUAUUUUUUACAUGUUUAUUAUUGGAAAUGCCUGCAUUGCCAAUCAUAAUAAAGUGAACGUUACCCCUCAAACGUCAGCCAUAACGUUUGCAUGACCAGAGUUUAUGUAUAGAGUAUCCUGCCCCUUUUAGCGAGAUAACAGAACGUGAAUUUGUGGGGAUCUUGCUGUUCUAAAUGAAAUCUAUACAUGUUUGUCAGUUGGUGGACGAGUAAGUCGUGAAUUAAAUUAUACCCGCCAGAAGAUUGGAGAAGAGGCUAUGUUUAAUCCUCAGCUCAUGAUUCAGACUCCCAAGGAAGAAGGUGCCAACAUCCUGACCACAGAAGCGCUCCGGCAGCACCUGGACUCGGCGCUCCAGGCCAGCCGGGUCCACGUGUACAUGUACAACAGGCAGUGGAAAUUGGAACAUUUGUGUUAUAAAUCUGGCGAACUUAUCACAGAAACAGGUUACAUGGAUCAGAUAAUAGAAUAUCUUUACCCUUGUUUAAUUAUUACACCUUUGGACUGCUUCUGGGAAGGGGCGAAGUUACAAUCUGGGACAGCGUACCUACUAGGUAAGCCUCCUUUGCAGUGGACAAACUUUGACCCUUUGGAAUUCCUGGAAGAGUUAAAGAAAAUAAACUAUCAAGUGGACAGCUGGGAGGAAAUGCUGAAUAAGGCUGAAGUUGGUCAUGGUUACAUGGACCGGCCCUGCCUCAACCCGGCUGACCCAGACUGCCCUGCCACAGCCCCGAACAAAAACGCCACCAAACCUCUUGAUAUGGCCCUUGUUUUGAAUGGUGGAUGUCAUGGCUUAUCCAGAAAGUACAUGCACUGGCAGGAGGAGCUGAUUGUGGGUGGCACGGUGAAGAACAGCACGGGGAAGCUCGUCAGUGCCCACGCCUUGCAGACCAUGUUUCAGUUAAUGACUCCCAAGCAAAUGUACGAACACUUCAAGGGGUAUGAGUAUGUCUCGCACAUCACCUGGAACGAGGACAAGGCUGCAGCCAUCCUGGAGGCCUGGCAGAGGACGUACGUGGAGGUGGUCCACCAGAGCGUCGCUCAGAACUCCACUCAGAAGGUGCUUUCCUUUACCACGACGACCCUGGACGACAUCCUCAAGUCCUUCUCCGACGUCAGCGUCAUCCGCGUGGCCAGCGGCUACUUGCUGAUGGUUUUGCCAUUUCUUGCUCUUGGCGUUGGUGUGGACGAUGUUUUCCUUCUGGCACACGCAUUCAGUGAAACAGGACAGAAUAAAAGAAUCCCUUUUGAGGACAGGACCGGAGAGUGUCUCAAGCGCACGGGGGCCAGCGUGGCGCUCACAUCCAUCAGCAACGUCACAGCCUUCUUUAUGGCCGCGCUGAUCCCGAUCCCCGCCCUGCGGGCCUUCUCCCUCCAGGCGGCUGUAGUAGUGGUGUUCAAUUUUGCUAUGGUUCUGCUCAUUUUUCCUGCAAUUCUCAGCAUGGAUUUGUAUCGACGUGAGGACAGGAGAUUGGAUAUUUUCUGCUGCUUCACAAGCCCCUGUGUCAGCAGAGUGAUUCAGGUUGAACCCCAGGCCUACACGGAGGCUCACGACAGCACCCGCUACAGCCCCCCGCCUCCCUACAGCAGCCACAGCUUCGCCCACGAGACGCAGAUCACCAUGCAGUCCACGGUGCAGCUCCGCACGGAGUACGACCCGCACACGCACGUGUACUACACCACCGCCGAGCCGCGCUCCGAGAUCUCCGUGCAGCCCGUCGCCCUGGCCCAGGACGCCCUCAGCUGCCAGAGCCCCGAGAGCACCAGCUCCACCAGGGACCUGCUCUCCCAGUUCUCCGACUCCAGCCUCCACUGCCUCGAGCCCCCCUGCACCAAGUGGACACUCUCAUCUUUUGCCGAGAAGCACUACGCUCCAUUCCUCUUGAAACCAAAAGCCAAGGUCGUGGUGAUCUUCCUUUUCCUGGGCCUGCUCGGGGUCAGCCUGUACGGGACCACCCGAGUGCGCGACGGGCUGGACCUCACGGACAUUGUGCCUCGGGAAACCAGAGAGUACGACUUCAUUGCUGCACAGUUCAAAUACUUUUCUUUCUACAACAUGUAUAUAGUCACUCAGAAAGCGGACUACCCAAACAUCCAGCACUUACUUUACGACCUUCAUAAGAGUUUCAGUGAUGUGAAGUAUGUCAUGUUGGAAGAAAACAGACAGCUCCCCAAGAUGUGGCUGCACUACUUCAGAGACUGGCUCCAAGGACUUCAGGAUGCAUUUGACAGUGACUGGGAGACUGGGAAAAUCAUGCCAAACAAUUACAAAAAUGGAUCAGACGAUGGGGUCCUUGCCUACAAACUCCUCGUGCAAACCGGCAGCCGCGAUAAACCCAUCGACAUCAGUCAGCUGACCAAGCGGCGCCUGGUGGAUGCAGACGGCAUCAUUAACCCCAGCGCUUUCUACAUCUACCUGACCGCGUGGGUCAGCAACGACCCCGUGGCUUACGCCGCCUCGCAAGCCAACCUCCGGCCUCACCGUCCUGAGUGGGUCCACGACAAAGCCGACUACAUGCCAGAGACCAGGCUGAGAAUCCCAGCAGCAGAGCCCAUCGAAUACGCUCAGUUCCCUUUCUACCUCAACGGCUUGCGGGACACCUCAGACUUCGUGGAAGCGAUCGAAAAAGUCCGCACCAUCUGCAACAACUACACGAGCCUGGGGCUCUCCAGCUACCCCAACGGCUACCCCUUCCUCUUCUGGGAGCAGUACAUCGGCCUCCGCCACUGGCUCCUGCUGUCCAUCAGCGUGGUGCUGGCCUGCACGUUCCUCGUGUGCGCCGUCUUCCUUCUGAACCCCUGGACGGCCGGGAUCAUUGUGACAGUCUUGGCUUUGAUGACAGUCGAGCUCUUUGGCAUGAUGGGCCUCAUUGGGAUCAAGCUGAGCGCCGUGCCUGUGGUCAUCUUGAUCGCUUCCGUCGGCAUUGGAGUGGAAUUCACCGUUCACGUCGCUCUGGCCUUCCUAACAGCCAUUGGCGACAAGAACCACAGGGCGGUGCUGGCCCUCCAGCACAUGUUUGCGCCCGUUCUGGACGGCGCCGUCUCCACGCUGCUGGGAGUGCUGAUGCUCGCAGGGUCCGAGUUCGACUUCAUUGUCAGGUAUUUCUUUGCCGUCCUGGCAAUCCUCACGGUCCUGGGUGUUCUCAACGGAUUGGUUCUGCUGCCAGUCCUUUUGUCCUUCUUCGGACCCUAUCCCGAGGUGUCUCCAGCCAACGGGCUGAACCGGCUGCCCACCCCUUCCCCUGAGCCGCCCCCCAGCGUGGUCCGGUUUGCUGUGCCCCCCAGUCACGCGAACAACGGGUCUGAUUCCUCCGACUCGGAGUACAGUUCUCAGACGACAGUGUCGGGCAUCAGCGAGGAGCUUCGGCACUACGAGAGCCAGCAGGGAGCCGGGGGCCCUGCCCACCAAGUGAUCGUGGAAGCCACCGAAAACCCUGUCUUCGCCCGCUCCACCGUGGUCCAUCCUGAACCGAGACAUCACCCACCCUCAAACCCUCGACAGCAGCCCCACCUGGACUCAGGGUCCCUGCCACCUGGACGGCCAGGCCAGCAGCCCCGAAGAGAACCCCCCAGAGAGGGCCUGAGGCCGCCCCCUUACAGACCGCGCAGAGACGCUUUUGAAAUUUCUACUGAAGGGCAUUCUGGCCCUAGCAAUAGGGACCGCACGGGCCCCCGGGGAGCCCGCUCUCACAACCCUCGGCACCCAGCGUUCACUGCCACGGGCGGCUCCGUGCCCAGCUACUGCCAGCCCAUCACCACCGUGACGGCCUCGGCCUCCGUGACUGUUGCUGUGCACCCCCCGCCCGCCCCCGGGCCCGGGCCCAGCCAGAACCCGCGAGGGGGGCCCUGCCCGGGCUACGAGGACUACCCCGAGACUGACCACGGGCUCUUUGAGGACCCCCAUGUGCCUUUUAACGUACGGUGCGAGAGGAGGGAUUCCAAGGUGGAGGUCAUAGAGCUGCAGGACGUGGAAUGUGAGGAGAGGCCCCGGGGCCACAGCUCCAACUGAGGGUGAGUAAAAUCUGAAGCAAAGAGGCCAAAGAUUGGAAGCCCCUCCCUACCCCUACCCCGCCCCAUCAGAACUGCUUGAAGAGAACUGCUUGGAGUUAGAAAGACGUUCUGUGCCAGGAGAGCAGUUCGGUGUUACUGUAACCGAUUGUAUUAUUUUGUGAAGUAUUUCUAUAAAUAUUUAAGAGGUGUACACAUACGUAAUAUACGAGAAGGAAUGGAUGUAAAGUAGUGUGAUCUGGGGUCUCUCCACGCCUGCCCCCAGCGUGGGCAGUGGGGAGGCCACAGCGGGGCCCCUCCUUGUUUGUACAUUGGCCUCUGUGCCACAACCAAGCUUAACUUAGUCUUAAAUUUCAGCAUAUGUUGCUGCUGCUUAAGUAUUGUAUAAUUUACCUGUAUAAUUCUAUGCAAAUAUUGCUUAUGUAAUAGGAUUAUUUUGUAAAGGUUUCUGUGUAAAAUAUUUUAAAUUUGCAUAUCACAACCCUGUGGUAGUAUGAAAUGUUACUGUUAACUUUCAAACACGCUAUGCGUGAUAAUUUUGUUGUUGUUUAAUGAGCAGAUAUGAAGAAAGCACGUUAACCCUGGUGGCUUCUCUAGGCGUAGUGGGGGCGAUUCUCCUGUUGGGCUGUGUGUGUGAACACGUGUGUGAGUUUCCGGUGUACUGUACUGUGAUUUUUUUUUUCUUUGUUUCUUUUUACUGUCUGUAACCCCUCGCGGGCUCUGCCUGAGUCAGGCUGGAAGAGUCAAGGUAUCUCGAGGGCUAGCAGUAAACGUUGCCUUGUCCUUUUGUCAGACUCGCUUCAAGUCCAGGGCAUCUCUUAAGAUCAUUGGCUGCCAUUCCAGACACCCCAGCUUGUGCCUCAGAGGAGAUGCGUUCCCCCGCGUGGAUCGUUGUGGUGGACGUUGGAACCUCAGGGUACAGAGCUCACAUCUCUUCAUCCUCGUUGGUAUUAAAAAUUAGCGUGCCCGGUGGGGAGCCUCAGCUGGGCCAUGAGCACAUUCUCUAGAGAACGCAGCCUUCCAUACCUCUCUGGUAACCAGCACGCGCGCGCGCACGCACACACACACACACACACACAUUUCAGAGUGGAUUGGAAAUCUUUUGGAGCCAGUGACCCUGCUACAGGUAGAAAAACCUCUUAAUUCUGGGUCCACAAUAAACCCAGAGGUGAUAUUUUGAGUCCCUAGAAUUUAAACCCUCUCUUGCUAAAUUGCACAGCUGGUUGGGGCUUUUGGAUUUGUUUGCGUCUUUAAAUAGUGAGCAUCCCAUACGGUGACAGAGAUGGAGGUUCUAUAGGAUAUGAGCUUCAGGAAGGCGGUUCUCAGUGUAUUCACAGUGACAUCAUGGGUGCACACUUCCUAAGCAACCCAUUGCCUCCUCUCACCAGUCUCAGUGUUCCUUCAGUGUGACGCUUUUUUGAAGAGGAAGAAGAUGCUAAUUGCCUACAGCCCACUGGAGAAUGUAUAAGCAGACAGACCUCCCAACCAGGGAGAUCUUUUUAAGAUUGGCUUCCAUGCCAGUUCUGUUACCUGGCUCUGGGGCUUGGUCUUCCUAGGCUGUUAGCUGGAGACCAGCGGGUGUCAAGAAAGCCCUCGGUACCCAGACUAAGCUGCUGUCGGAGCACAAAUGGCAGCUCCCGCUAUGCCUCCUGUUUCACAUGGAAAAUCUUCAUCGAAAGGCAACAGGCCCCCAGUAGUACCAGCAGGGUAGUGACCUCAGACCCUAGAACUCGCUGCGAGGCUGUCAGAUGCUAACCGGAAGCUACCUGUGGCUGCUAGAUGUGUGUGUUCCUCUGCCAGGGGCCCCGAUGGCCCCACCUCUACUGUUUGGUGCCUCUGUCAGCCACACUGUCUACCUAACACUCAGCUCUGCUCAGAGAACUUAUAUCCUGCGUUCAGGAGAGAGACGAUGCUAAACUCGGAGGUCUGCUUCCCUCUGGCUCAAGGUGUGCCCUCGCCCCUUUCCUGAGCCCAGCUUGCGUGGUGCGUGACCAUUUGCCCGGCCCCUGCUUUCUGCACAGCAUAGAACUUUCUCCGAUAGUCACAUUGGCAAAGGGAGAACUCGGGGGCUGGCAGGCAACCAGAAUUUCUCUCUCUCUUUUAAAAUCGUUUUAUUUUGUCUGUCUUGUUUGUUCAUUUGGAUGUUUUAAUUUUUUAAAAAAAAAAUCUUUGCUGAUAUUUAUAAUUUUGUAUCAUAAGAAUGUUUUCCUACAGUAUUUGUCAUGCCAGUUUAUAACAGAAAAAUGCAGGGAUUUUAUUUCUAUUGGAAACACUAUUACAGCUAUGUUUUACUUUUGAACAGAAUUUUUAUUUGUAUAGAGUGCUUACUAAUGUUAAAUAGUUCAGAGUAUAUAACAUUUUCAUUAAGGACUCAUGGUAGGUUUUAGCGUAAGGAGUUUAAAGGAAAUAAAUAUUCAAACUGGGUCUCAUUGUCUGCCAGUUUUGGCAGAAAUGGGUUUGUGUCAUUUCAAUUACAAAGAUAAAAGUAUGCCAUAUAAUUUAUUUAUAUGAAAAUUUAUUUUUGUAGUGUACAUAGUAGUCCUCAAGUCUUUUGACAGAAGUAUAUUUUUAAAGAAUUUAUAUGUGAUGAAUCCAUAACGUCUGGAACUUUGCUGAGACACGAGUGGGACACACUUUUCAUUGUAAAGGACAGCAAGGAAAAGCAAAUGUUUAACAGUGUUAAGAGAGUGAGAUUGAGUGAAUAUUCAUGCAAUUGUGGAAUGUGUAUUAGUUACCAUUUGUGACCUAGUGUGGUUCUCAUUUUAAACCUCGGAAGGCAAAAAUGUACAAACUUUCUAAAUAUUAAUGUUCAAACACUGAUAGAAAUUCUAACAUGAAUAAAAAAUAAUAUAACUUGUUGG
Vicugna pacos (alpaca) is the source of this 8143-nucleotide messenger RNA. The record is from RefSeq and is a predicted model, not a curated record. Lineage: Eukaryota; Metazoa; Chordata; Mammalia; Artiodactyla; Camelidae.